Calliphora vicina (urban bluebottle blowfly) is the source of this 1552-nucleotide messenger RNA. Its product is annotated as septin and tuftelin-interacting protein 1 homolog. The record is from RefSeq and is a predicted model, not a curated record. Bases 1 to 1473 code for a protein of 490 amino acids. Gene Ontology annotation, cellular component: kinetochore. The transcript has a single exon. Lineage: Eukaryota; Metazoa; Arthropoda; Insecta; Diptera; Calliphoridae. Gene Ontology annotation, molecular function: nucleic acid binding.
AUGUUGAAUUGGUUAAUUUGCUAUUUAAAUUCCAAUGGAUAUUAUUUCUACGAUUCGGACUAUAAUUACAAUCAGCCCAAUUACAAUAAUUACGCAAGUUACGACUGCAAUUACAAUGGUAAUUACAAUCAGCAACCAUAUUAUUCACCCCCACGACGCCAAAGAGGCCGUCGCUCCAAAAGGGACGAUGAUAUCGUGGAUGCAAGAAAUCGUCAAAAACAAUUGGAAGCUGAAAAACGCAAAGCCUUAGAAGCUGCUAAUUUAAAGAAAGGUCUGGAAACAAAAAUAGAGGAGGGCAAUAAAGGCUAUGAACUACUAGUUAAAAUGGGCUAUGAAAAUGGCAAAGGUUUGGGUAGAAAAGCCGAGGGAAUACUAGAACCUUUGCCGCUAGCUAAGAAAUCAGAUCGCAAAGGUUUGGGCGCACCCGGGUUAGACAGCACAGCAGCAACUAAAAGUCAAUUACAAAAUAUACAACGUAAAGAAUCACACGAAGCCGAAGAGGCAACAGUGCAAGCUAAAAAAACCAAGCAACAGUUAACGGUGGCUAAAAAAGUGGCCGUAGCAAAGCCGAAGCAGGCAUUAAAAGUAAAGCCUCAGACAGUUGCAGUUAAACCAGUAGUAGCACAAAAACCACAACAGUCUACAAAUGAAGUAAAGCAAAAGCUAGAAACAGCUAUCGUCAGAAAAUUACCACAAGAAGUGGUAACUUUAUCUGGUAAUAAUGUAGCGUCCUCAACUGUUCCUCAGGCUGUAAGUACUAUCUCUACUAAGAGUGACAAAGUGAAAUUCUCAGUAAAAGAUCCGUGUACACCCGAAUUUAUGCAAACUCUAGGACGGGUAUUAAAUAUGGAAAUUGAAUUAAUGCAAUUGCGUUUGGCAGCAGAAGCAUCUUUAAAUCAAAUGCACGAUAAUAAUGAACUGAUUGUGGCUAAAAUCUACAUAGACAACAAUCCAAAUGUAGCAGAUCAUGUAUUUGAAUUCAUACGCACCGAACUGGUUGGCUGGAUUGGUGUGUACCAGCAAGAGGGUAUGGCUACGCCCAUUUUCCAUAGUAUAACCAACAACGGCAGCCACAUUACUAUUGUUUGCGAAAAUAAUUAUGCCUUCGAAUGUCUGUCGCGAUGCAUUGACGACAUUGUGCAGAUGAAGACUAUGGAAUCGCUUAAGGUGCUUCGUUUGCCACCCAUUACACCAUUGAUUUAUUGUUUCGAUGUCAAAUACGAGGGCAUAGCAAGUGAUGCUGAUCUGUUUUUGUCGCAACUGCAGUUGCACAAGCCAAAAUUAUAUACGGACAAUUGGGUGGUCGCCUCCCAGGAGGUUUGUGUCGAGGAACGCAAAACAUUUUUUAUAUUUUUAGUCGAUGAACGUUCAGCGCUGGCACUGAAUUUCCACUAUAGUCGUAGUUUUUUCAUUUGUAUGCAACAGGUUACAUUCCGUAAUCGUGGCAUUAUUAAAGAAACUAUUGUAAAUUAAAUUCUUUAUAAUACGAAUAUGUACUUCUAUUACUUUAUUAAUUCAUUUGAUUUAUUUUACUUGAAAAGGAAUUGAAUUG